Lymnaea stagnalis (great pond snail) is the source of this 7669-nucleotide messenger RNA. Lineage: Eukaryota; Metazoa; Mollusca; Gastropoda; Lymnaeidae. The record is from the annotation of a GenBank genome assembly.
CAAGCUACUGCCAGAGGGCAAUAGGAUCUUCUAUUAUCUCUCAGAAGCAUGGUGUCACUCAAGAGAGAUUCAGGAUUUCUUAUUGCUUCCCAUAGUUUUAGUAUAUCACUCAUUGCUACAAUGUUCUGGACUCCAUCAAGUAAGCUGCCGGAUUAGCUACUGAUUGUUUAAAUUACUUCUGCAGUUUUUCUUAUGAACUAAAUUAUUUGAUGAUGGUGCUACCUAUCAAGAAUGUCAAUUAUGUGUGAAUUUUCCCCCUCCCUUGCCAAAAAGUAGAGUGUAAAUUUCUGAAGUCUGAUUUUCAGAAACGAUGGUUUUUUGGACUGCCCCUGUCUUUUUAAAUAUUUUUAUUGUAUGCAUUUAGCAUGGCAAUGAGCAUUGGCGCACAGACAAAGGACAAAAAUUUGGAGCCAUGUUGCACAAUCCAAGUAAAAUCUAGUUAUUUACUGGUCCCAAAUAUUUUGGAAAGUUGCACUGUACUGUACUGGAAUAGUGAUCAGCAAAAUUUUUAACAGAUGUAAAUUUGGGAUUAAGUCAUUAAUCUCAACCAUAGUGGGGGCAAUGAAAAAAGGAAUACUCCAUUGCAGUAAACACCUCGAGAGUACAAUGGAGUAAAAUUGGUGCACAGACAGAAACCAAGGUCAUCCACAGAUUGAGGCUGAAAAAGGAUAAGAAGACAGCUUUACAUGAGCUGGUUGUUCAGGAACAGAGGCAAAAGCCCAUGGAUUGAUUCCAGUGGAUGGAAGUGGUGUAUUAGGCCAGAGCUCUCUAGGGGCUGUAGUUCCUUUGAAAAUGAUAUUUAAAACUCUCAGGACCAAUACUUGACUGUGCUGACUUAUAUGUAACAAUCCAGCAUUAUUAUUCUUAGCGCGUUGUUAAAUUAGUACCUACCUUAAAAAGAUUAUUUGCUAUUUUGAAAUUUGCUAAUAGCUUUUUAAGCUUUGCAUUAGAUGCUGAAAUGUAGCCCAAGUUUUCCCUAUAUGUGUACAAUUUUGAUUUUUAAAAACUUAUCAGAGCUGUAAUUUGGAACAAAAAUUUUUAAAAAAUCAUCUACUUCGAAUGAGGAGGGGCAUAAAACAUAACAAUUGGUGGGGGCACAGGAAAGUUUUGACUCUUUAUUUGACCAAUCAAAUGACAGAAGUAUACACAUUUUCUUACAAUGAUAACAAUUUAGGCCAUUUAAUGUUUACACUUCAUUUUAUGUAUCAUAGAUUAACUUCAAGAAAGAUAUAUCACAUUUUUGUAUGUUAUCAAAAUUUGUAUCAACAUCCAUCUCAAACUACAUUCCGGAUUUUAUCAGAAAAAAAAACAAACAAACACUUGUGACAAAAGUAUGAUGCAAUUGGGGCAGAGAAGGAAGGGAAACUACCUCAAAAUUCAGAAUUAUUUCCCUUUGAAGACACUGCCCAUACCCUAAUCACUACUCUUGAUAAUGGUGAGGGUUACAUGACCCAAUAUUUACAUAGCUCUUGCCUUGUUGUAUAAAUGUGUGCUGAAACAUCAUCAUCAAUUCCCUUUUUUUUUUUUUGUUGCAGAUGGGUUUUGCAUCAGGCAGGAGGAAUUAACUGGCUCCACAACAGAUACUGCACAUUACUCUUCUCCAGGGUUCACUCACUCGACAGGGUAUAAAAAGUUAGUAGCUUUGUGCCAUUUUAUCUUAAAAUAAGUAUAGAAAUAAACAUAUUUGUUGAGUUUGUCUGAAGAAGCCCAGAAAUCAUCCGAUCACUUCUCUGCCUUUUGGCUAAGAUCAAGGGUUUAUGUCUUAUUUGUAUCCCACCGUGUUACCAAACCCAUUGGAGGACCUUCAUAUCGCACCUUGUGUCUGGCAAAAGCCACGAAGAUCGGUAUAAAAAAUGAGAGAGCUGCAAGGCCAAGAGUCCAGCAAGGGCAGUCUUUGAAGGGACUACCCCAGUAUCUUAGUACAUCUGGGGGAACUAUUUGUUCCAUUUAAAUCAGUGCUACUCAAAAAUUAGGCAAGGCCAGUGUAUAUGCCCAACACACACAAAGACACACACACACACCCCCCCAUUAAAAAAAAAUCAAAUAAGAACAAUCUCUUUCAUAUAUUUUGUUUUUGGUGUACCUGCUUCCAUUUCCAGAUAGCACACAAAAUAUAAGUCCCAAUAACUACGCUAAAUGAUUUUUAAAAAAAAAUAACACAGCUGCGUUUGGUGCGUAAUAUUUUUUUUUCUCUAUGGAAAAUAAAAUCGUCUCAAUUUAAAUAUGGUGUAAUAAAUAUUCGGUUUAAAAGUGGUCAGGACAUCAGAAUAUUAAUAAUAUACAUGGACGUGAAGUAAAAAGUGUGCAGUGGCGUAUCAUGGGGGGGAAGGGGUGAAGUAAAAAUUGGGAUUCUUAAAUGUGCGUUCCUUGAGUUCAUGUUUUGUCAAGUAAUUUUAGUAGAUGGGAAGUUCAUUCAUUGCUGUCGCCAAUUUUUGUCGAGCUAUAACUAGUAAUCAAUUAAUUUGUCACCAGUUUGUGCUGCAGUGAAGAUAAAUUUCUGGAGGUCCUCCAAACUAAAGUCCAUUUAAAUUACUUCACCAUCAUCCCCAUAUCACGAGGCUCAUUUAUCUAAAUACUCAUUGGGCUAUGUUGAGCAAGUCACCCACUUUUAUCCAGAUUUAUUUUUUUUAAAUGUGUGUUUGAAAUAAAGCAUCUGCCUAAGUGUGGUUGAAAUGUAUCAUCCGCCUGUAUAUGGUUGAAAUGUAGCAUCUGCCAAUGUAUAAUUGAAAUGUAGCAUUGCCGAUUUCUGGUUGAAUUGUAGCAUCUGCCUAUGUAUGUUUGAAAUGUAGCAUCUGCCUAUGUAUAAUUGAAAUGUAGCAUCUGCCUAUGUAUUAUUGAAAUGGGGCAUCUGCCUAUGUGUGGUUGAAAUGUAGCAUCUGCCGAUGUGUGGUUGAAAUGUAGCAUCUGCCUGGCUAAUUGAAAUUUCAUAAUGUUGACAAAAUUUGUUUCAGUUUUUUUAAGUGUUCUUUUUUACCAUGAUUUUUCCUCAUGAGUUAUUUCCUGUGUUUCCUUCUCAACAGUAACAACAACUGCAGAGUGCUAUUCAGGGCCGCCUAUCAGAUGGAUAGCCUAAAAAUUGAUGUGACAGACUCGGACAUGGAACCCAGAGACAACAACAAUAUUUGUCUGGACAGGGUUGUCUUCUAUGAUGGUGAGUCUUCCAAUUCCUUAAGAAAAUGUUUAAGCUUUCCUGACUUUUAAAACUGUUUAGCUGCUCAUAAUCUUGCCAAGGAUAUUUUUAAAACACAAUUUGUAAAAAUACUGAUUUUUAUUGGUUAUUAUUUGCGUAGGUUACAAUAUAUAUAUAUUUUUUUUUUCAACGCUUGAGCAGAAAAAAGCUAUAUAUUGUAACAUGGGUGAGCAUGUUAAUGAUUUGCCAAAUCACUUUUGUAACAAUUACUUAUUCGAUUAGUAGAGGCAGUGUUUCAUUGAGUAAUGUUGAGUAAACCUUUGCCGUAAGUAGAACUGCUCUCGCACAUUGGAUUCUAUGUGCAGCUUUCUAUUCAUCAAUUUAGAAAGAUAUAAAAAUAUUGGUCUACUCAACAUAACCAGCAAGACUACUAUACUUACUUAUAUAGUGCUUCUUUAUAUAAAAAAAAAUUCUUCUUUUAUGUUUUUAUUGUUUUAAAUUGCAAUUGUAAAUUUUUAUUAAACAAUUGUUGGUGCGAGAAAUACUUUGUCGGUCAAAUUCUAUUUUUAGGUCCAACCACCGAUGAUUCAGUCCUGGGAGAGUUCUGUGGUAGAGAGACACCAAGCUUUGAGAGUUCAGGCAGCACAGUGCUCAUGGUGUUCCAAACCAACAACAUCAACGACAGGAAUUACAAAGGUUUCCAGCUCAAGUUUGUGAGCCUUGACAGUGAGUCCCUGUGUAGUUGGUGUGUUGGCCUUGACAGUGAGUCCCUGUGUAGUUGGUGUGUUGGCCUUGACAGUGAGUCCCUGUGUAAGUUGGUGUGUUGGCCUUGACAGUGAGUCCCUGUGUAGUUGGUGUGUUGGCCUUGACAGCAAGUCUAUGUGUAGUGUGUUAGCCUUGACAGUCAGUCCCUGUUUAGUGUGUUGCCUUGACAGUCAGUGUCUGUGUAGUGUGUUAGCCUUGACAGUGAGUCUAUGAGUGCUUGGUUUGUCGGCCUUGAUAGGAGUCUCUGUGUAGAUUUUUUUGUUAGCCUUGACAGUGAGUCUAUGUGUAGAUGGUUUGUUGGCCUUCACAGUGAGUCUAUGUGUAGAUUUCAAUGUUUCCAUGCGAAAUAUGUUCUAAAAAAAUAAUUUUAAGUUGGGUGUGAAUCAGAAAUUAAUUGCCUAAAAAUGUGGUGGGAGCAUAUGGUUAAAAACAAGAAAAGAAAAGCAAAUGGAUCAGACUUUUACAAGAGCAUUUUAAAGCCAAAAAAAAAACCCCUACAAACUACAGAUAUAUUUGAAUUAAAAUCAUUUUCUUAAGUGCAAUCUUAACCUUUAAUUUUAUUUUCCAUUAAUUGACUAAAACUAAAAUAUUUUACCAUUUCACUGUCCAUAUACAAAAAUGAUAUUAAAUAUUUUUUUUAAACAGGGGGUGGCAAAGAGUCAUACAAGCCUUCAAAAAAAAUGGGUAAGUCCCUUUGCUGAAAUUGUCUUAUUCUGUUAUUAAUAAGUUUGUCUAUUUAAAGUGACCGAAUAUGUUGUAAAUGUAAAAAGUUUAAGUGAUGGAUCAUGGUGGAAGUGUAAAAAUUUUUAUUUAUUUUUUUUAAUGCGAAAAAGGUUAAGUUCACAACAUACACUGUAAUUGUUAAAAUUUCACAAUCAUUUCACAAGUUUUAACAGAGUUUGGGGGAACUCCAGGCAAAACUUUUCAUUUCCUGCAUUUAAAUGUUCUAACUGCUGGAUAGUUUUUACAGAUCCAUUUUCAAUAUUCAUUUGUUGAAUCCCUUUUCCGUCAUUUGACAUACAAAAUUCUGUAACAUCAUAAAUUAAACAUUGGAUUAAAACAUUUAGAAUCGGCUGACAUUUUUGAACAUGGUUAUUCUCAGCAUGAACCCACCGAUUUCACUUUAUUCUCUUUAUUUCUAUGCCUGUCUGUUCAGGUGUUGGCGCUAUUGUCGGCAUUGUGAUCCCGGCGGUGUUAAUCUACUGUGUGCUUUUUGCUUUUGUUUACCGUAGGUGUAAAUAUUCCCAUCAGGUGAGUCGCGAUUCACAUUUGGUGUACAAACAUUCAAAAUGCCUCGGCCGGGCUGAAAAGAAGAGCUCGCGUUGGUGGGGAAAUAGAAAUUAUUAUUAUAUCAGGGGCUUCUCACUAUAAAAUUAGCUAAAUUGUUUUCUUGCUCAUUGUCUAAGAAUAAAUGAUUGUAACCCAAGGACCACAGGCUUUGAGUAAUAGAUUUACAUGUUGUUUAGGGGGGGGGGAGUGCUGAGAACACUGCUGUAUUGAAAUUCAUAGCUGAAUUAACUUUUUUUUUAUUGUACAGAAGUCCUACAUCCUAUAAUCAGGGUGUCCUGACCUGGGGUGCGAGGGUGAAUUUCAGAAGGUGCAAUGAAAAUAUUUAUAAAAUUGAAUUUAAAGUUAUGUUUGAAUAUUUUUUUAAAAAUUCAGCAUUCUUCAAGAACAUGAUAUAAUUAUGUAAUUAGUCAACAAUUUAUUUUAUAAGUUCUUCAUUUCUUUUUCUUAGAGCAAAAAAAAACCGUGUUUUUUUUUUCCAGUAACUUUUGUAGGGGAUGGGAGAUAAGAAGCAACAGGAUGUCGCCUCAUACAUUGGCCCCAGUCGAAUAUCCCCAUUUUCUUUUUCAAAUAUCCCCCUCGGUAAAUACUAUUUCUACCCAUGCGGAUCUGAAGAUUUAUUUUUUAAUGUUCAAAUUUUAAAGAUAUUCAAUAAGCUAGUGUGUUAAAAUGAGUGGCUGGAUGGCUUUGCAUGCUAAAAUAUGUCACUUUCAAACUACUUGUUGAUUGGAGUUCAUCCUACAGCUAAACACAGAAGAAGAAAACAACAGCACCCCAUAGAUUUAGCAAUAAAUUAAACAGACAACAGCACCCCAUAGUUUUUGCACUAAAUAAAACUCUACUUCUAACUUUAUAUCAACGAGAAAAAUUCCUGAAUAAUCCCCUUUAGCUGCGCACACAUUCUAACAUCUUUACAUUCUUCUCAAAUGAAUAAAUCAAAACUUUUAAUUGAAAAUUGCUCCUUUAAAGGUCCGAUUUAUGUAAAAAAAAAAAUUUUACACCAUUAAUUUGUAAUUUAGGAAAAAAUGUACUCGUGAUGAAUCAGAACAAUAUAAAAAAAAUAUAUAUAAAGAAAUAGUAGUCCCUAAAAGCUCAGAUUCGGUACCUGGUGAAAAUAUCAACCCUUUGUUCCCACUUGGGAGAAUCAGUUAAACUAUUUGUAGGGGUUCAGAGACAGUCUAAUAAUUCGUAGGGGUGCAGAGUGAAAAAAAGAUUGGGAAACCCUAUGACACCCACAUGGAAGUUACGUGUAGCAUUUAACUUAGACAACAGGUCCCUAUAUUGUCCUACCACAGGUCCCUAUAUUGUCCUACCACAGGUCCCUAUGUUGUCCCCCCACAGUUCCCUAUGUUGUCCUACAACUUACAAAUUAAAUCUUAUCAAACACUUAACAACCACUGGAUGUCUUUUAAUGGGUGGGCCACCACUGCCUAACAGAUCAGGAUAGUUAAGAGAGGAGUACAGUAAUAACAAGCCAUUUAAUUGAAUUGCUUUCCUAUACUGAUAGACUAAUUCUUCAAACAAACGGAACUCUGCAAUUUACUUUACCAUGUCAACUCGUCCAACCCACAGGAUCGUCAGAACUCUGGCAAUGCAGGCUCCAGGCCAGCAGAGAUGAGGAUGGCUAUGCUGGAUCAAUCCAGCCAGGGACUCAUCAUACAACAUGUGGGCAAUGGGCACAAUCAGCUGGCUUUCCAUGAGCCCACUGGGAUAGACAUGCAGGCCUUGGCGGACCAGCAAUCUACAUUUGCUUCCGACCAACAGAGAAGGCGGGGCAGAGUGCGGCACCCGGCUGGGGAUUUGAGAAACGUGGAGUUCAUGCCGCCAAACCCAGCUACACUUCUGAACUCAAAGAUUCUUCAUGGAGCUGCUGAUGACGGGUGUUCGGGGUACAGUUCUGAGAGGGAGGAGUCUGCUCGGUUGCAGGAUUUCCGAAUGGCAGAGCCCCAUUUUGUUCACAGCAGUGCCCUGUUCGCGCAAGACCCGUCUGGUGUGUUCUAUGCUGGGAACAUUGAUGAACAUGGAAUACUUCAUCCGCCCAGUGGGGAAAUCUUCCCUGUCUACCCGCUGGCCCCUGCUCCUUCAAUGACAUCAUCAGCUCUCAUUCAGAGUUACCUCUCCCAACAUUUAGAGGACGACCGACGAUCCCGGGGAAGCAGCCGCAGCAGGCGAUCCCCGUACACCAGCGGCAGGAACUCUCCAAGAGACGGCAGCAGUGGUCACGGGUCUCCCUUCAGGAACAGGGGGAAUAACCCAGCGGGCGUGUACAGCGGUUCACCUCGGAUGGCAGGGUUUUUAGACACAGGGGGCCAGACUUUGACAUACUAUGGGAUGAUUGAUGGGGUGGGGAGCAGUGCAGCAGUACCGGAACCUGGGCUUUCAGCAACCGCCGACAAUGUCAGCAAUGCAACUUAUGAUCUGUCCGUGCCGCCACCUUCCUACGAAGAUGCUUCUACGGGGAAGUACUCGCCGACCUUGAUGAAGUAA